UCCGAAGCUCUCGUCCAUCUCUCGUCCCACGAUGGCCAGCAGCUUCGCCCGCAACGUCUUCCAGGGCCUGAUUCCUCGCCGCGAGAGGACUGUCGAUAGCCAAAGCCUGUGGAAUGCAAUCAAGAGCUUGACGUGGGUGCAAUGGGGUCAUUUCUGGUGCGGAUGGUUCGCAUGGAUAUGCGAUUCGUAUGAUUUCUUCAGCGUGUCACUGAGUGUGACCAAUCUCGAAAACCAGUUUGGCAAAAGCGCCAAAACCAUUACAACCGCGAUCACUCUAACGCUGCUCUUCCGCUCCCUUGGUGCAGCCAUCUUCGGCAUUCUUUCCGACCGGUACGGGCGCAAAUGGCCCUUGGUCGGUAACCUCCUCAUCGCCGCCGCGUUUGAGCUCGGUUCAGGCUUCGUACGAACCUUCCCACAAUUCCUUGCCGUGCGCUCGCUCUUCGGCGUCGCGAUGGGCGGUAUCUGGGGCCUUGCAUCCUCCACUGCGCUCGAGAACCUGCCCGUUGAGGCGCGCGGGCUGGCAAGCGGCUUCCUGCAAGAGGGCUACGCUGUCGGGUACCUCAUCGCGGCUGUGGUGAAUCUGACACUCGUGCCCGAGACAAGUACAGGGUGGCGUGGAUUGUUCUGGCUGGGAGCGGGCUUGUCGAUAUUGGCGGCGGCGUUCAGGGCGAUGUUGCCUGAGAGCGAGGUGUUUGAGCGGGCGAAGGCUUUGGAGAAAAGGAGUGGGAAGAGCGCGAUGGAGAAGACGAAGGUGUUCUUGCGUGAGACGAAGGUGAUGCUAAAGAGGCAUUGGAUAUUGUGCUGCUAUUCGGUUGUCUUGAUGACGGGGUUCAACUUCCUCUCGCAUGGAUCCCAGGAUUUGUACCCGACCUACCUCACGGACACGAAGGGGUUUAGCUCACACGACGCAACAGUUGCGACGAUCAUUGGGAACUGUGGUGCCAUCGCUGGGGGCACGAUUGCCGGCUGGGCGAGCCAAUAUAUCGGACGCCGGCUUACGAUCAUUAUCUGUGUCGUCAUCGUCGGAGCGUUCAUCCCUCUUUGGAUCAUUCCAAACUCGUUCAGCGCGCUCGCUGCGGGCGCGUUUUGCGUGCAGUUCGGCGUACAGGGUGCUUGGGGCGUUAUCCCUAUCCAAUUGGCAGAGAUGUCUCCUCCGGCGUUCCGUGCCACCUUCCCUGGGACAUCAUACCAGCUUGGGAACAUGGUAUCCUCUGCAUCAGCGCAGAUUGAAGCCACGGGAGCUGCACAUUUGAAGACGACAAUCAUCGAGAACGGCCAGACGAAAGUCGUCCCGAACUACGCCACUGUACAAGGAAUCCUUGUCGGUGUCGUUGCCGCGUUUGUCGUGCUAUGUACGAUCGUCGCGCCCGAGCACCAUGGCUCGCACUUCGAGAAGUACAAGCCCGCUUUUGAGGAAGGCGCCGGACGCGACGAGGAGAUGAUCGACGGCGAGGUUGCGGGAGGCAGUCCUGUGGAAUCUGAAAAGGUGUCCCGACCGCCAAGUGUGCAGGAGGUGCGCGAGAAGGAGGAUGUUUGACGCCUGGCGUAGAGUGCAGGAUGGGCGGAUGGUGACAUCAGUAGAUAACGAC
Molecule: messenger RNA, 1589 nt
Organism: Laetiporus sulphureus 93-53
Lineage: Eukaryota; Fungi; Basidiomycota; Agaricomycetes; Polyporales; Laetiporaceae
Product: MFS general substrate transporter
Exons: 14
Coding region: 32-1537 (501 amino acids)
Biological process (GO): plasma membrane lactate transport
Cellular component (GO): plasma membrane
Molecular function (GO): secondary active monocarboxylate transmembrane transporter activity
Source: RefSeq, a predicted model, not a curated record